CUCCGCGUUGUGGCCACAUUACCAUAUCGGGUGUGCAUUAUUUUCCUAAUAAUUUAACAGCCCAUCAUUAAUUAUUCCUUACUUACACAGCAUUAACUUGUCUACUGUGAACUUGAAACCGUAUUUUUUUUUUACAGCUGAAACCGCAGACUCUUCACUCCUCCUUAUGGUUUACCGCCAACAAAAGGGCCUUUGUAUGAAGAUGUUUACGUUACAACAUUCACAUUUUUGCUUUUCUCUUUGUUCUGACAUCAGUAUGUCACCCUCUAACCUGCUAAACUGGUUUAUCACACAUGGUUCACAUUCCUCUAUAUAAUGAAUGUGUCAGUACAGUUUCAUUGAAACUGCUUUUAACCCCACAAGCUUGUCUUUGGAUUAUGCAGAGAGAGCUUUAUCAUGUCUCGAAGCGGUACAGCAAACCAAAGCCGAAACAGCACUCUGGAGAAACCCAGGCGGUCUGGAAGAUACAGCAGCUCCAGCAGCCGGAACAGCUCCAGAGAAGUGCUUUGUGAUUUUUGUCUGGCGAAGAAGAACAAGGCAGUGAAGUCAUGUCUGACGUGCUUAACCUCAUUUUGUGAGACGCAUCUCCAGGCUCAUUAUGAGUAUCCAGCUCUCAUGAAGCACAAACUGGUGGCAGCAACAGGGCAACUGCGUGAGAAGAUCUGCGCCGAACAUGAUAAACUUUUGGAGGUUUUCUGUCGAUCUGACCAAGCAUGCGUUUGCGUUUUGUGUAUCAUGGAGGAACACAAAAAACAUGAUAUUGUUUCAGCAGCAGCUGAAAGGACAGAAAAGCAGAAACAGCUUGGAGCGAAACUGAUGACCUCACAGCAGAAAAUUGAGGAAAGGAUAAAGAAAUGGCAAGAUCUCAGGCAGGCAGUGGCAUCCCUAAAACAUUCAUCUCAGAGUGUGUUAGAUGAAAAUGAGCGUAUUUUCGCUGAACUUCUUCGGGCUCUAGAGAGGAGGCAUGGAGAAGUGAAGGAGAUGAUUCGAGCCCAGGAAACCCUUCUGCUGACACAUGCAGAGGGACACCUGGCCAGGCUGGAGGAGGAAAUUACAUUACUAAAAAAGAAACACAAUGACCUGGAGCAGCUGUCCCAAUCCGAUGAUCAUAUCCACUUCUUACAGAGCUGGCAGUCUCUUUCUGCUCCUUCUGGAUAUGAGGACUUGUCCAAGGUGACAUUAGCCCCUCACCACACUUUUGACAAUGCAAAAAAAGCCAUCUCUGAACUGAAAGUGCAAUUAGAAGAAAUAAGCAAGGAAGAACUGAACAAAAUAUCAUCAGCAGUGAAGGAGGUUAAAAUUCUCCAGAUUGUGGACCCAGCAAAAAGGGAGGAGUUCUUAGAAUAUUUCUGUCAGCUCUCAAUAGAUCCUUCAACAGCCCACCCAAACCUGCACCUGUCAGACAAAAACACAGUGGUGCGGAUGAGCAACGAGCCAAAGUCGUACCCAGAGCAUCCCAGUCGUUUCGAUUACUGGCAGCAGGUGCUGUGUAAAGAGGGUCUGGCCGGCGGUCGCUACUACUGGGAAGUGGACUGGAGUGGCACAGAAAUAGACAUUGCUGUGACUUACAGGGGGAUUCGGAGGAAAGGAAAUGACAACGCCGGCAGCUUUGGGGGGAAUGACAAGUCUUGGAGUUUGUACUGCUCUGAAUCCAAGUACUCCUUUGUACACAACAACAAAAGCACCACUAUAUCUGUCCCCAGUUCCUCUAGAAUAGGGGUGUAUGUAGACUACGAGGCUGGAACGGUGGCAUUUUAUAGUGUGUCUGACACCAUGAAGCUUCUGCAUAAGGUUCAAGCUAAAUUUACUGAACCCCUCUACCCUGGCCUUGGAGUCUGGGGAUACGGAACCACAGUGCGACUGUAAGAUAAAUUAGUUUGCUGAAUGUUGAUCAGAACGUGGUUGUCACAUAUUUAUCUUAUCUUAUUUAUCAUUUUAGUCAGUUCAGUGAGAACAUGGAAAAGCCACUUUGCUUCCCUCUUUGAGCAUCUGCAUCAUAAUAAAAUAUGAAUCACUGACACUCAUUCUGACAUGUAUCAGUGGCUAUAUAAAGCAUCAUUUAUCACUAUCAGCAGUGGGCCAACUUAAAAAAUAGCAAAACACUGAAUUUUAAUGUGUAUUACAUAAAUUAGCUUGUUGAUUUAUUUAUUAUGACUUGGUUCCAAAUACUGUAGUCUAGACCGCCACUCCGACUCCCACCAGAAACACCAUAGGCCUAUAUUUUGUGUGCUAUGUGGCGGGAAAAGAGUACGAAUAGUAGAUAUAAAGAUUAUAUGAAAAAUGACAAAUGUCGCCUGUCAAUCCUUCACUAUGCUGUGUUAUUGAUUUUUUUUUGUACAUGUUUAAAGCUGCAGUCCUUAAAGGGUUAGUUCACCCAAAACUUAAAAUAAUGUAAUUUAUUACUCACCCUCAUGCCGUU
This is a messenger RNA of Ctenopharyngodon idella (grass carp), 2419 nucleotides long. It is a transcript of the gene ftr14l, whose product is annotated as finTRIM family, member 14-like. The coding region runs from base 397 to 1866 and encodes 489 amino acids. NCBI's taxonomy places the organism in Eukaryota, Metazoa, Chordata, Actinopteri, Cypriniformes, Xenocyprididae. The record is from RefSeq and is a predicted model, not a curated record. Gene Ontology annotation, molecular function: zinc ion binding; protein binding. The transcript has 6 exons.